This is a messenger RNA of Hippocampus zosterae (dwarf seahorse), 1423 nucleotides long. RefSeq names its product aquaporin 12 (gene aqp12). Gene Ontology annotation, cellular component: membrane; cytoplasm. The coding region runs from base 322 to 1161 and encodes 279 amino acids. Gene Ontology annotation, biological process: transmembrane transport. Lineage: Eukaryota; Metazoa; Chordata; Actinopteri; Syngnathiformes; Syngnathidae. The record is from RefSeq and is a predicted model, not a curated record. Gene Ontology annotation, molecular function: channel activity. The transcript has 3 exons.
CCAGGCAUGGGGAGAACAUGCAAACUCCACACAGGAAGACCAGGACCUGGUAUCGAACCAUGCACCGUGAGGUCGACCGACAUGCUAACUAGUUGACUGAUUUUCUAAAAAAAUGUAAAAGUUUUAGAAAUCAGCAUCUCUGAUUAAAAUUUGCUUUUGGGCAGUGUCAUUGGAUGUUAAUUUUGUGACCUGCCUGCUGACCUGACCUUGCACAAAGGCCCGUGUGUAUUUUGGCAGGUGUCAGCGGUCUGCCACGUCUGAUAAGAAGCGCGUUGCUUUGCGGGCGCCACGUUGUCAGAAGUGAGAGAACCCUUCGUGAACAUGUCAGGACUCAAUGCCUCUCUGGGCUACUUUGUGGCGUGCGUGGUUUUGGCGGGCUCGCUGCAGGCACCUCUGAAAAGGUGGCCGCGGCUUGCCUUCCUAUCCGAGUUGUCGUCGUCGUUCAUGUUAGUGGCGUGCCGGCUGGAGGUUCAAACCAUCGUGGAGGUGGGUGAGUGGGCCGGGGGCUUGGGCCCGGACGUGACGCUGACCAUUUUGUUGGCGGUACUACUGGUCCACGGUGCGGUCUGUGGCGACCAUUCGGGGAAUCCAAACGUGAGCGCGAUAAAGUUCCUUCAGCUGGACGCCGCGGCACUGGCCACCGUCCUGGCCCUCGCUUCCCAAUUCCUGGGGGCCCACCUGGCAAUGCUGGCGGCGGAGUACUACUGGAGCCUGGAGCUGACCGACAUGCACAUGAUCAAGAACCUGAUGGCCAGCGAGUGCAGCACGUCGUUGCUGGUCUCACCCAUACAGGGCUUCUUCACCGAGGGAGUGUGCGCGUUCCUCUUUCACCUGGUGCACCUCUUCCUGAGACGGAGGAGCGCCCUCGUCCGGGUGCCCGCGGGAGCCAUAUUACUCACCUUCCUGUCACACAUAGCCAAAGGUUACACAUCAUCUUACAUCAAUCCCUCGCUAGCUUACGGCCUCACUUUCUACUGCUCUGGAUUCACCUUUGCAGAAUACGCGCUCGUCUACUGGCUGGCCCCCAUCACAGGAAUGAUCUUGGCCCUCCUUUUGUACAUGGGCCACAUCCCAAGGAUCUUUGCCAAGAACCUGCUCUAUUUUCACAAGACACGUUUCCGGGCGCCAAAAGGAGGAGAAAAAGAGAAGAAGAAGAAAUGAACGCCAUUCCGUUUAGUUUUUUUGUCUUUUUUCUUUCUUAACAACAUUCAAAUGCUACAUGAAAUCGAGAAUAAACAAAUGUUGCUCGUUUUCAAUAAAGCUAAUUUGAAAAAAAAAAUGAUGGGUAGGGUGUGGAAUCUUUGCUUUGGCCUGACCACACAAACAGAAAAUACCCAAGAUUUUCAAGAAGGAAAAAAAACCUCUCUCACCCUUUCUCUUUUUGAGGGGAAUGUCAUUCAUUUUUGAAAAAAAAAAUUAAAAA